Messenger RNA from Geodia barretti, 3360 nucleotides. The record is from the annotation of a GenBank genome assembly. NCBI's taxonomy places the organism in Eukaryota, Metazoa, Porifera, Demospongiae, Tetractinellida, Geodiidae.
CGCAGAGGCUCGCCCGGUGCAGGAGCGCUCGGAGCAACGCUAGCCAGUCUUCAACCUCGCCUGGAGGAAAUCGCAAACCGAGUAUCGGAGGUUUUGAAGACCCACCAAGAUUUCCCCGGGAUGUACCAGAUCAGCCGACAGUUCCCCGAGUUUCGAGACGUCUUGAACGGGCGAUUCAACGACGGAGGGAACGAUCCUGGGUACAACGAGCGAGUUCAUCUCCUCGAGAAGUUGAUGUACGUGGCGGGUACUCUGCGGGGCCAUGUUGAGUUGGUACUGGAGCAGCACGCCUACUGGAGAGCAAAGCUAUCAGGGGAGAAGUCAUCGAGACUGGCUCGCAGACUCGACUUUGAUCUAGCUGUCGACCCUGCGGCAGUGGGAGAGGAGCAGUCGGUGAACGAGACAGCUCUGGCAGCCAAGGACUCGCUGCAGAGAGAACUUCCCUCCUCAGACCAGACUUUCAAAGUUUCGGUGAGUCUGCCUCAAGAGCUCCAUGCAGCUCUGGCCCACAUCUGGGAGGAACAAAAGUUCACAGACGUGGACUUUCUCGUCAGUGGGCAGGUGGUCCCGGCCCACAAGGCAGUACUGGCGUCUCAGUCCCAGUAUUUCGAGAGCAUGCUCUACGGGAGCAUGAGAGAGGCGGCCAUGGAUGAGGUGGAGCUAAAGGAUGUCCCAGUGCCUGCCUUCCGGAAGGUUCUGCAGUUUGCGUACACUGGAUCUCUGGACAUGGAGAAUGUGGCACUCCAGAGCAUACUGGAGGUAUCGUCAGUGGCAGACAGAUUUGGAUUCGUGUCUCUCAAAGAGGCUCUGGGAGACCAGCUCUCACAGAACUACAUCUCCCUGGACACCGUCCUCCUCCUACUAGUCCACAGCGACAUAUACCAUCUCCAGCAGCUCCACAGCAGCUGUGUGGCGUUCAUCGAGAAUAAGGAGAACUCGGUCAAAGUUCUGCAGCAUCCCUCCCUCCUCCACCUCCCGAUGGAGUCCCUGGCAGCCGUCAUCUCUCGCGACACUUUCGUGGCUCCUGAAAUCGAGAUUCUUAGAGCCGUCCAGCGAUGGAAGAAGCGGAACGCUAAGGAAGUCAAGGAGAUUAGAGAGCUGCUAGAGUGCGUCAGGUUGAGUGAGUUUUCAUCUCCGGAGCAGAUCUUCAAGGAGGUGGAGCCAACUGGUUUGCUGGACUCUCAAACGAUCCUGGCUGGAAUCAGGACCAUUUGCAAACCCUGCUUGACCGAGAUGAGACCACGGGGAAAGAAAGAAAGCAACAACAACCUCUUCACAAAACCCAGGGUUGUCUUUGACUCCACCACACCCCCAGCAUUUGCCCAUCAACCAACUCGCCGACAACAGCACCGUUUUCAAGGUCCUCCUCCACAGUGCUGUGUGGCCGACACGGUCAUAUUGCUUGGGGAGGGUGGUGGUGUCUUCUACGGUCCACACAGAUACUCCAUGAUCAUUGCACUGGACGACCUGUACAUCAUAAACUGCCUCAGCAUAAAGGGGCUAUCCAAGUGUUUCUGAUGAGCAGCAGACUAACAAGUGUUUCUCCUACGAAGUCAGCAUCUCCAGAGACAAGCAGUCGUGGCUCAAGCUUUUCGACUAUUCCUCGUUUGCCUGUUGGGGGACCCAGGACCUACUCUUCCCUCGGCAAGCUGCCAGGUUUCUGCAGAUGGAGCUAAAGUGGAAGGAGGACAAAUCCGGCCAGCUUCCUCUCCAGUUUUCAUCUUGCUGCUUUGCUAGUGACCCCAGACCGUUCUCCUUCCUGGCCAAUGGAGUCAUCGGUCAGGAUUUACCUACCCUUUAAGUGUGGAUUUUUGCAACUUGUGCAAAUGUUUACAGGACAAGUUCAUUAUAAGCAUCUCCCUUGUGCCUCUACUUACAGUAAUGCAAAAACAGCUGUUGUAAUUUUGCCUAACUACAAUCAUUGGUCCUUUAAAGGUGUACGCAAUGUUGGAGCUUUUGCAAUACCACAAACAUCUGUCUUUGGCUUCUACUUGAAAAAAAACCUGCAUGCAAAAUACCACAGCCUUAAUAGUGUAGCAGAGUGAAGUGAGAAUGUGCAUCAAUAGCGGUUCUUCUCUCUAUGCAGCACCUCAGUAUGAGCGUAGUGUCGUGAGUGUUUCAUGGAGUGAGGGAGGUGGGGAGAGACAGACAGCCAUUGCUCACUUCAGACAGCCUUACUCUAUCUCCUUCCUAAGGUUCAGUUUGGAGUGUUCGGACCAGGAUGUUGAGAGUGUGGACAUCGGUGUGAGUGUGGGGCUGUUGGAGGCAGGGAAAGAAGAAGAAGGAAGACAGAAUGUCAACAGUGGCGGGAGGACAGGCUUGGGUCAUGUGCCAUUUGGUGGAGGUCUUGUAACCCCGGCAGGAGGUGGAGGGUUGUUUGGAGGUGGAGGGUUGCAGUUGGGUGGUGUGGGUUUAGGUUUGAAUCAGCCGGACACUGGUGCUGCUACUCGCCAGAAAAGGUUAAAAGGAGAAGUCAAACUGGAGGACUUUGAUAAGGCUCAAUUGAACUGCCCUCUCAAGCUGGAGAUGAAGGAGAAAACUGUCAACUAUGUGGUGGUUGAAAUCAGAAAGAUACACAAAAAGCAUCCAGCAGUGUCAUCUACCACAGAGCCAGCCUCUUCUGCCAGUGGGUCAUUGCCUUACAACCCAGCCACCUCAUCUGGAGCAGCCAAAUUGAUUACCCCUCUACCUGACCCGCCCACUACCACUUCUCAGAGACCCACUCCAAAGCCAAGAGGGAGUGUGGGGGAGGCAAUGGGUGGAGCUGGAGCAAUGCAUCCUACACUAGUUUUUAUACCUACUACAUUCGGUGGAACAAUGCAACCUGGGAGAAAAAUGAAACUUGGGGGACCAAUCACACCUACAUUCGGCAGAACAAUGCAACCUGAGGGAACAAUGGGACCAAUGAAACCAGCACUAGGUGGAAUAGGUCAUCCACGCAUCUCUCAACACUGUGACAUACAGGGACUACAGCCAAUGAAACCACAAUUAUUGGCACAAGUUGUGCCACCUGAUUAUGCUGCUACAGCUCAGCCACCCCAGCCCCCUCAAGACUACGAAACUUCUAGGCCUGCGCUUUUCAAGAUAGCGAAUGUGGUGGUGAAAUCGUCUAAAUAACUGCUUCUCGAUGCCUGUUAAGAUUGUGUUUAGCUAUAAUAUAUACAUGUACGUGAGUCUUGGACAAGGUGUAUAUCAAAAGCGUAAACGUAUUUUUUAAAAGUGUGCACAAGCAUCAUCUUAUGUAUAGCAUACCGCAUUACAGAAUGUCCCAGGAAAAUGUGAGUUGUGGAUGGCUUGAGGUAUGACAGGCACAAUGUCAGGAAUGUAUAGGCCAGAUCAGCAGAGCAAAGACUUCAGAGA